GAAGCUCCGGAUCCAAAGUGGGAGCCAAGGAAAGCGCUGAAGAGAACUUAGCUUUCAUUGAAUAGUUUACUUGUUCAUUUAGCGUGUGGACACUGAAAUGAAUCACAUGCGGUGCAAUCGUUUUUGAGAUGUAUUUGCUUGACAUUAUAGUUUUUUUUAAUUUAAAAUUGUAAUCUUCUCGAAAUGUUAAGGCAUCAUCAUCAGUGGACUACUACUACAACAAAACAAAGCAGUCAUCUUUUUUCUUGCUCCAGUCUGGGGGCUAGUCGAGUUUAAGGGAAACACAUUUAGACUUUUUGGGCUUUAGUACCCCUUAUUUGGGAGCUUAUUUGCUCGCCCAAAUUAUUUGAAUGGGUCAGAAUUUACUCGUUGGAGAAAGCUUUGGAUUCGUGUCUAUGGAAUAGAAAUAGCCUACUGAAUGGAGACCUACAUGAACUCGAGGAGCAAAGUUAAGCAAGAAAUGCCGCCGACAAUGACUACCGCGACUAUGUUCACUAUUAUAUUCUUCAUUCAAGUUCUUGCAGUGCAUGGGGUCUCCUUUCACUUCACCAAGGAACCAAAGUCCCAGGAUGCACUGCACGGGCGUAGUGCCAUGCUGCGCUGCGAGGUCAGCGAGUCAGAAGACAUGAGCUAUAGCUGGCUUCAGAAUGGCCAGGCAGUGGAUGACUCGGAACGGCGUUUUCAGGAAGGCCCCAACCUCAAGUUCACCGCUGUGGAUCGGACAUUGGAUGCUGGAAACUUCCAGUGCCUGGCACACAGGAAUUCCACUGGUGAAGAGGAGCGCUCUACAAAUGCAUCGUUCAAUAUUAAAUGGUUAGAGAGCGGGGAUGUGACCCUGAAGGAGCCUGCGACUGAGCAGGAGAUUCAGAGCUCUGCCCCCGUCAUGCUCAGGUGCAACAUUGAUGGGCACCCAAGGCCAACGUGCCAUUGGUACAGAGAUGGCAUACGUCUGCCAGAGAGGACACACCAGAUCAACAACAAGGAGCGCACCCUCACACUACCCAGUGCCAACCCCGAAAACAAUGGCCUGUACUACUGCUGCGCCAAGAACGCCGCUGGCCAUGUCUGCAGCAACGCCAACUUCACCCUCAACAUCAUAGAUAAGAGCUACCCUCAGCCCGUGGUCUCCCCAGAGGACGUGGUGGUCCUGAGGAACGAGGAGGCUCUCCUGCGCUGCCAGUUCUCUGCGGAGCCCCCACCCACGAUGGAGUGGUACCACGAGGACGAGCUUGUCGCCAACAAGUCACGCUUGGUUUUAUUGGCCAAUGGCUCUCUGCUGAUCACCCAAGUGAAGCCUCGGAACAUUGGUCUCUACAAGUGUGUUGCCAAAGGCCUUAGUGGUCCCGCUGUUACUCUGAAGGCCACUGUUCGGUUAGCAGAAAUUGAGGACAUGGGCUCUGGUAUAAGCCAUGUCUUCACCGACGACACCCCACAGCGCAUCCCCUGCCGGUCCCCUCGCGGCUACCCGGAACCCGAUGUGUGGUGGGAGCGUGACGGGAAGAAGGUCGCCGACGAGGGCCGGGUGCACCAAAGCGGCCUGUCCCUGGUCUUCAACCCUAUCUUGAGGGAGGACUCGGGCACCUACAGCUGUGUGGCACAGAACAAGGCUGGGACCAAGAGGCGGGAGCUGACCAUCACUGUGGCCACUGCUCCAGAGUGGGUGGAGAAGCCUGUGGACACCGAGAUGCAAGAAGGCCAACCGGGCUACCUGCACUGCCACACCCAGGCCACACCUCAGCCCCAGGUCACCUGGUACCGCAACUUUGCCCCCCUCAGUGCCGAGGACGUUCGUUAUAAGCUGUUUCCCAAUGGGACCCUGAGGAUCAACACGGUGGAGGUCUAUGACAGUCACAUGUACACAUGCCAGAGCCAGACAGAAGGGGGCAGACUGGAGGCCAGAGCCCGGGUCUUGGUACUGGAGAAGCUGAAGUUCACCCCGACCCCCCAGCCCUCUCAGUGUCUGGAGCUGGACACGGAGAGCACGGUGCAGUGCUCUGCCAAGGGCCGCGAAAACCCCACCAUCCUCUGGGCUCUAGCAGACGGCAGCGAACUGCCUGCCCAUGUGUUCCAGAAUGGCGGCGCUCUCCACUUCACCACAGUGACGCGGGCUGACAGUGGCAACUACACGUGCACGGCCACCAACCACCUGCAGGGCCAGAUCAAAGCAGCCGUGCAGCUCACAGUGGCAGUCUACAUAGUGUUCAAGCUGGAGCCAGAGAACACAACAGUGUACCAGGGCCACACAGCCAUUCUCCACUGCCAGGCCACAGGCGACCCUGCUCCCUUCAUCCAGUGGAAGAAGAAGGACAAGUUCCUUGAACCCAGCAAGAGCAGGUUCCAGAAGAUGCCCAAUGGCUCUCUGGUCAUUCACGAUGUAAGCAUGGAGGACACGGGGAGCUACACUUGCAUUGCAGGCAACAGCUGCAACAUUCGUCACACCUCUGCCCAGCUCUACGUCGUAGAGAAGCCAGUGCACCACUCUCUGGAGGAGGAGGAAAGGGCGCCCUACAAAAUGAUCCAGACUGUUGGACUAUCGGUGGGCGCUGCCGUCGCCUACAUCAUCGUUGUGCUCGGGCUGAUGUUCUACUGCAAGAAGAGACGCAACGCCAAAAGGCUCGACAAGGGGCCGGAGGGAGAGGAGGCAGAACACCUCAACGGGGGCAGUGCACAGCCCAAUGGGCAGGCCACAGCGGAGGUCCAGGAGGAGUUGGCUCUCACCAACAUGGGCGGUGGUGCCAGCGGCAACAACAAACGACACAGCAGCCAGAACCCUGAGAAGCUGCUGUACCCCCGAAGCAACCUGACCACCAUCACCACCCUAGGUAAAGGUGAGUUUGGGGAGGUCUUCCUAGCCAAAGCUAAGGGCCUGGGGGGAGGGGGAGGAAAAGCGAGUGAGGACGAGGAGGAGACGGUUGUCCUGGUGAAGAGCCUGCAGACGCGGGACGAGGCGGCUCAGCUGGAGUUCCGGCGCGAGGCCGAGAUGCUGGGCAAGACAAGCCACCCCAACCUGGCUCGCCUGCUGGCCAUGUGCAGAGAGGCCGAGCCCCAUUACCUGGUCCUGGAGUACGCCGACAUGGGUGAUCUGAAGCAGUACCUCAAGCUGGCAAAAGCCAAGGAGGAGAAGCCCAAGUCCCAUCACCUCAGCACCAAGCAGAAAGUGGGAGUCUGUCUCCAGGUUGCCCGGGGGAUGGAGCACUUGUCCAAUCAGCGCUUUGUUCACAAAGACCUGGCCACGCGCAACUGCCUGAUCAGCGCCAAGAGACACGUCAAAGUGUCUGCCCUGGGACUCAGCAAGGACGUCUACAACAACGAGUACUAUCACUACCGCCAGGCCUGGAUCCCGCUGCGCUGGCUUCCGGCCGAAGCAGUCUUCGAGGACGACUACUCCACCAAGACAGACGUGUGGUCCUUCGGCGUGCUCAUGUGGGAGGUGUUUAGCCUGGGGGAGAUGCCCCACGCCGUGCUGGCUGACGACAAGGUCCUCGAAGAGCUGAGGGAGGCCAAAGGGAAGCUGCCCCUGCCUCAGGGCUGCCCCUCCCGAGUGUACAAGCUCAUGGUACGCUGCUGGGCGCCCAGCCCCAAGGACCGGCCCUGCUUCAGCGACAUCGUGGGAACCCUCUGCGAGCUGCCCUCCGAGAGCAAGGUGUGACAUGGGAUACACCCCCGGGAAAUCCAGAGUCUGACAGUGUGUGUGUGUGAGAGAGACAGAGAGUUGGUGUGUUCCUACAAAUGUAUUCAUUUCCUAAUAGGGACACCUGUGUGAAAGGUAAUGUUUUACAUACAAUUUUUGUUUAUGUAGUUUAUGUCUGAUAUGUUUAUCUGUGAUUGCGGAAGCGGCCUGAGUGUGGACUAAAGUACUAGACGCGUGAUGUUCUGCGUGUGGCGUUAGUGUGCAUCAGUGUGUCUGUAAUGAACGUCUGCUUGUAUGUUUGUGUAUUUGAGUGUGUGUGUUUCUGUGACUACUUAUCUCGCUACACACUCAUGGACUUUCAUUCAAGGCUUUUCCAGACGAUAUCUGAAUUUUAAUUGGGUGACUCAGAGUUUAUUGAUGAUUGAUUUCUGAAGCCUUAUUGCCUUAUACAGUACAUUUUAUUCAAUAGCUGAGGUAAUCUGGGCAAUAAAACAUAUUUGGCAGCAGUAAAAAUGUGUGUGCAACUCACGGGGCCGUGGAGGAUUCAAUCAACCCAGUCUGUGCCGUGAAGGUACUACCUCUUGCUGGAGAAAUGCAUCAUCGCCCACUAAGAUUUUUGGGGACCAGGAAACAACCAGCUGAAUUUUAUUAAAACUUUUCACAGACCCUGUUCUACAUGCAUCAAAACAGUAUUUCCAAAACAUUUAAACCUGUAAAUUGGGGCUGGGAGGGAGAUGAUCUGUAACCUGUUUAAAAUAAUAUACCAUAAGUCAGUGAAUUGUUUGAACGCACCUGCUACCUGUCUUGUCAGCCGGAUCGGUGAGUGAAUAAAGAUGUAUAUGAACCAACCAGAAGUACUGUUUUGGGGCCCAGGUACUUAAUACAUGUUUGUUGCUUUGUUUGUUAAAUAUUGUAGGUAAGUCAACCUACUCAGAAACACGUUUUGUUACACUCCUAUAAUGUGUGAAUAUCACUUCUUUCCUUUUGUCUUACAAUCUUAGCCACCGUUUUGAGAAAGUUACAAUGCCUUAUCUUUUUUUCAUUAAAAAAAAAAAGAAUUCCAGGCUUCCAUCAACUGUGACCUGGCAAACCAGUCUGAUUGCUACGCUCACCCUUUAUCUUCACUUUACUUAGUAAGGCAAGCCUUCCUCUGAAAAUGGUGUCCGUCAAUGCGCGUGGUCACAGAAAUAAUGUUUCUUUCGGUUUCAGUGUUGGACCAUCAGAAAAGAAAAACAAAAUUGUCAUAAAACCACACAAGUGCAAGGGACAUUUGGCUGAAGGAGAAAAGCCAGACAGAUUGGUAAAGUGAAACUGAAUGUGAGCUGAGAACAUCAGAAUAUGUGCCAAUGUAAACUGGGAGACACCCAGUCCUCUACAUCUAGAGGCCAAAGUUAUACACCUUAUCUAUUUUCCAAUGUACUCAUGCUUAAAGCAUGCACUGACUAAACUAAAAUGUUUGUGAUGUAGAAGGAUUAUAUCAAGAACCUGCUAAUUUAUGUUCAAGGUUCAGUUUUUUAUACUUUAUAUUUACUGUACAUAAAGGUACCAUGUUUCUUUGACAUACAUUUUCCAUGUGCUAGGUAUUUUAUACACUUUUUAUGAGACAACAGGAAAUGUGGCUAACAUAAGUGGCAAGACAUUUUAGUAAAAUUAACCUGAGGUGACAUUUUGGAAGUUUUGUUCAAGUGCCUGGUCAAUGAAGGACUUUAUAUAAAAUUUGUUGCUGUUUUUUAUAUUAAAUUGUUUUAACUUGAAUAGCAUUUUCAUACAGUACAUUUACAUUAGGUUUCUGUUUUAAUAUAUGCUAUUCAUCUUACUUAAAUUGGCUCAACAACAUUUUAAGAAACAUUUGUAUUGGUUCUAUUUUAAGUAUGUUUAUAAAAACAAAUAUUGUUGCCAUGGUCUGGCUAAUAAAUGUCAUUUUUGUAUGAA
This is a messenger RNA of Hypomesus transpacificus, 5563 nucleotides long. It is a transcript of the gene ptk7a, whose product is annotated as protein tyrosine kinase 7a. The transcript is spliced from 20 exons. Gene Ontology annotation, cellular component: neuronal cell body; plasma membrane; axon. The record is from RefSeq and is a predicted model, not a curated record. Bases 419 to 3649 code for a protein of 1076 amino acids. Gene Ontology annotation, biological process: homophilic cell-cell adhesion; synapse organization; protein phosphorylation. NCBI's taxonomy places the organism in Eukaryota, Metazoa, Chordata, Actinopteri, Osmeriformes, Osmeridae. Gene Ontology annotation, molecular function: axon guidance receptor activity; ATP binding; protein kinase activity.